Heterobasidion irregulare TC 32-1 is the source of this 987-nucleotide messenger RNA. RefSeq lists its product as uncharacterized. The record is from RefSeq and is a predicted model, not a curated record. Bases 23 to 766 code for a protein of 247 amino acids. NCBI's taxonomy places the organism in Eukaryota, Fungi, Basidiomycota, Agaricomycetes, Russulales, Bondarzewiaceae. The transcript has 3 exons.
CUGCUCCUGCACCACAUCCUCCAUGGCCCUCGUACCCCCUCAUCCCGCCGCAGAGGCCCCGGUCGGAGACGAGUCCGCCGUCUGCACCCCAGAGCACUGCUUCCACGCCUUCGAUGCCCUCUACUGCGCCCUCACCGACAGCGCCCCGAUACCGCCCAACUUUCCCGAUGAGAAAUACCCCCUCUUCGUGACGUGGAACACCCGCUCCUCGCGCCCCGGCCGCGCGCCCAGACUGCGCGGCUGCAUCGGCAACUUCGACCCCCUCCCGCUCCACGAGGGCCUCGCAGAGUACGCCCUCAUCAGCGCGUUCCGCGACCACCGCUUCCGCAAGAUUGAGCGCCGCGAGCUCGACAGCCUCGAAUGCGGCGUGUCGCUGCUCACGGACUUUGAGGACGCGUCCUCCUACCUCGACUGGACGGUCGGCGUGCACGGCAUCCGCAUCGCCUUCUCCCACCCCUCGACCCUGCCCUCCUCCGACGCCCCCUCCCCGCUCUCCUCCUCCGCGUCCCUCCUGAGCAGCGCUGCGCACACGUCCGCCCGCCCCUCGCCCUCCUUCUCCGCGACGUACCUCCCCGAGGUCGCGCCAGAGCAGGGCUGGGACAAGAUCGACGCCAUCGAUAGCGCGAUCCAGAAGGCCGGGUGGCGCGGCCCCGUCACGGAGGACCUCCGCCGCCGCCUCCACGUGCGGAGGUACCAGAGCAGGAAGUGCACCGUCGGGUGGGACGAAUACGUCGAGUGGCGCCGCCUUAACGGCGGCGAGAUCUGAACCUCGCAUACAGCAUAUUACCCAGUGAAUUCACUAGAGGCCGUGUACACUAGACGGGGCGGUCGCGCGUCACGAGUGGGCCGCGACCGCCCUGAGCGUCGAAGUUUUCGCUCAUUCUGUAUUUGUCUGUACUAUCACUUUACCUCGGAUCGUGACAUCGUGGCCGCCUCAACGCCGGCCGGCGCGAAUGCUGAAUAUAUCCCACAGCGUCCAUGAAUUCA